Molecule: messenger RNA, 1271 nt
Organism: Corylus avellana
Lineage: Eukaryota; Viridiplantae; Streptophyta; Magnoliopsida; Fagales; Betulaceae
Source: RefSeq, a predicted model, not a curated record
AAGAGAUGGUGCCGGCGCCGGCGCCGGACAUAGAGGCUCAAACUAAUAACAAGACAGCCACGGAAUCCCCCGGCAUCUUUCUCAAAGCCAAUCGGCCUGUUACGUUGAAGUUUGAGGAGGUAGUAUACAAGAUCAAGACUAUAAAAAGGGGAUUACUUGAGAGAAAAGGCAAGUCUGAGGAGAAAGUGAUAUUGAAGGGAAUCACAGGGAUGGUUCAACCGGGGGAAGUGCUGGCCAUGCUAGGCCCAUCCGGCAGCGGCAAAACGACAUUGCUGACGGCGCUGGGAGGCAAACUUGGCGGGCAGCUUGGCGGAAGCAUAACCUACAACGGCAGGCCGUUUUCGAACGCAAUGAAGCAAAGCACGGGUUUUGUUAGCCAAGACGAUCUGCUCCAUCCCCACUUGACUGUGACUGAAACACUAGUAUUCACUUCUCUUCUCCGAUUGCCAAAUAGUUUCACGAAAGAAGAGAAAGUGCAGCAUGCAGAAGCUGUGAUAACUCAACUUGGUCUAACAAGCUGCAAGAAUAGCAUCAUUGGAGGAAGCUUCGUGAGGGGGGUUUCUGGGGGGGAGAGAAAGAGGGUUAGUAUAGGACAAGAAAUGCUCAUAAACCCUAGCCUGCUAUUUUUGGACGAGCCCACUUCUGGUCUUGACUCGACAACUGCUCAGAGAAUUGUAUCUACUUUGUGGGAGUUAUCAAAUGGAGGAAGAACUGUUGUUAUGACCAUACACCAGCCUUCAAGCAGGCUAUUUUACAUGUUUCAUAAGGUUUUGCUGUUAUCUGAAGGAAACACUUUGUAUUUUGGGAGAGGAUCAGGAGCCAUGGAGUAUUUUUCGAGUGUCGGAUACUCCCCGUUGGUUGCCAUGAAUCCUGCAGAUUUUAUCUUAGAUCUUGCAAAUGGUGUGUCAUCGGAUGAUAUGCAUCAUGAGGAUCAAAUCCUGGUUAAGGAGAGUUUAGUAUCUGCCUAUAAAAGCAAUCUUGCUGAUAAAUUGAAAGCUGAGCUUCAAGAGAUUAACGACAAUCAAUUUCAAGAUGGAUCUGAUGCUAAGCAAUUUGGGAGGUGGUCCACAACUUGGUGGCAGCAAUUCUGUGUGUUGUUUAAAAGAGGGGUCAAAGAAAGAAGACAAGAUUCAUUCUCUGGCCUCCAGAUCGGUGAGGUUGUGGUGGUAGCAUGUCUUUCGGGACUACUGUGGUGGCAAUCUGAUGUUUCCCACCUACAAGAUCAGGUAACAAUUCUUAUCUCUUUGUAUUUUGCACAAAUAGGAGAUUAG